This is a messenger RNA of Prunus armeniaca (apricot), 804 nucleotides long. Lineage: Eukaryota; Viridiplantae; Streptophyta; Magnoliopsida; Rosales; Rosaceae. The record is from the annotation of a GenBank genome assembly.
AUGGAAUCUGGGUUUGAACUUUGUUUGCCGGAGUCAGAGGUCUAUGUUGCGCGGGUGAAUAAUUUGUGUGUGGCGAAUACAGUCUUGUGUAAUUUUGGGGCGCAUUUCAGUGAGUCGCUUAUGAAAAGAUUUAGAGAGAGCUGUUUUGGGCACCUGUUGGGCCUCCAUAAAAUUGCAUUUAGUGGUCAAAUUGUGCAUGCUCUGGCACUCCGGCGAGUCGGAGGACUUGGUAUUAAGGACAUGCUGGGCCUUAGUUAUGCAAUAGGGUCCAAUGUUGCUCAAUUCAGUGUAAAGGAUUUUUGUUUGAUAAGUGGUCUGAAAUGUGGAACAGAGCCUGACAUAACGUUCGGGGGGGAUGCUCAUAAUCAAUUUAUGAAAGCGCAUUUUACUAACAGGGGUCACAUUACUUGCAAUGACUUAGAAAAUGCAUUCCUAAAGUCCGAAAAAGGAAGCGAGGACUCGUUCAAAUUGGGACUGCUGUAUUUUGUGGAGUUUGUUAUAAUGGGUAAACCCCAAAAUGUAAAGAUAAACGAGGAGUACUUACAUUUGGUUCAUAAAAUGGACGAAUUCAACAAUUAUCCGUGGGGAUCUAUAUCUUUUGAGUUUUUGCAUGAUUCUCUGUUGUUUGCUCCCGGGAAGAAAGAGAGUGAUGAAGAGAAUGAUGGGAAGGGAAAAGGAAAGAAAAAGGGAAAAAAAGCAGUGCGGAGUUCAGUGAGAAAAGGGAAGAAAAACGUGGAAGAUGAGAUGCCUAAAAGAAUUAACAGUCCUGGAUGGAGUAUAAAGGGAUUGAGCUAUGCAGUCUAG